Molecule: messenger RNA, 601 nt
Organism: Prunus dulcis (almond)
Lineage: Eukaryota; Viridiplantae; Streptophyta; Magnoliopsida; Rosales; Rosaceae
Product: geranyl diphosphate phosphohydrolase-like
Exons: 2
Coding region: 23-469 (148 amino acids)
Biological process (GO): dGTP catabolic process
Cellular component (GO): cytosol
Molecular function (GO): 8-oxo-7,8-dihydrodeoxyguanosine triphosphate pyrophosphatase activity
Source: RefSeq, a predicted model, not a curated record
UACAAGAAACUCCAAUUAAAGCAUGGGAAACCAAACGGAAACGGAGGCGGCACCGGUUCCGAGAGUGGCGGUAGUGGUGUGCCUGAUCAAAGGGAAAACGGUGCUGUUGGGACGGCGCCGUUCCUCCCUUGGCGACUCCACCUUUUCCCUCCCCGGUGGCCACCUCGAAUUCGGUGAGAGCUUUGAGGAGUGUGCAGCAAGAGAAGUGAAGGAGGAAUCUGGUUUGGAGAUUAAGAAUAUAGAGAUGAUGACGGUGAGAAACAACGUGUUCCUAGACGAGGCCAAGCCAUACCAGUACGUGGGGAUUUUCAUGAGGGCAGUUUUGGCAGAUGAUGAUCAAGUGCCCCAAAAUGUGGAGCCAAACUUCUGUGACGGAUGGGAUUGGUACGAAUGGGACGCUCUCCCCAAACCACUCUUUUGGCCUCUGGAGAAUGCGAUUCUGGCCGGAUUUAAUCCUUUUCAUGCAUGAAAAAAAUAUACAUAGCAUGUAUGUAUGAAUAAAAAAUGAAUGAAAUAAACCUUUAACGUUUCACUACCAAUUAAGGAAAGCAUGCAGUUUGAUUGAAGAAAAAUUAUUGGAGUUGGAUUGGAUAUAUAGGCU